AUUAAAGAGAUGCACACCUACAAGGUAAAGACUCAGAUGCUUCAGUAGACCAUUAAAUUGUGCUGAGGCCAGCAGCACUGGCACUACAGCCGACAGGGCUGGUUAAUCCUCUGGAGAAGAAGUGGGACCUGGGCUGGUGCUAAUUGGGAAGAAUGAAACUUCUAUAGAAGCCAAUAGGGCCUCCCCCCCAAAACAUGCCACGGCCACUUCUGGCGGGCUGCUCACAUUCCCGAGGCCUGAAAGAAGAAGAAGAGGAAAUCCAGCCCUGUUACCACCACCACAUACCACCUGCCCCAGACCACAUCAAGGGUCACAUCAGCUCUGGAGACAAUCAGAUGAAAAAUUCAAAUGACCCACCCACAUUUUCUUUGAAAGGGAUGGGUAAAAACAAGAACCGUGGUCCGGGAAGACAGCAUGAAGUGAAAAAUAGAAAUUACAGAAAGAAAAUGGCGAGGCAGAACCUAGGGCUUGAAGUAGUGUCUUUGUCUCCAGAACCACUGGGCUUGAACUUGGAAUUUCAAGAGCCAUUAUACAAGGAGGCAACAGUUUCUGAUCAUUUAUCAGAUGACGAUGACGACUGGAGAGAAAGAUACCCGCCAUCUGCCUAUGACAAAGUGCAUCUGUCGAGGAUUGCCGGCAUGGCUCAGUGUGAUCCAUACAAUUACAACACAACUAGUCUUUCGGGGAUGGAGGCUUUCUCUUCGUGGGGGUUCAGUGACAACGAGACGUGUAUUGGGUGCCCUUCUCAUACCAAGACGGAUGAAAGCUAUGUUGCCCAUGAAGAACCCAUAGAAAAUAUGGAAUAUGUGUCUCCGCAGCUGAGCUACCAAGAGCUUAGGGAGGAAAAUUCCAUGCUGAGGAGGAAGAUCAGAAGGAUCCAAAACUUCUCAGAAAGUCAGACCCAAAUGGUAAGGAACCUGGAGAGGACAUUGCAAGCCACGGUGAAUAAAGAGGAGAAAGACGCUCAGGAUCUGGAAGCUCUGGUGCAACAGGCAGAACAAAAUCUCCAGUGCAUGACUCAAAGAGCCCUGAAGGCAGAGAGUGAUGUUGAGAAGAUGAAGCAGGAGAUGUGCUUCCUCCAGGCUGAGCUGACCUGUUACAAAGUGGAGAACGAAAACCUGCGAUCAGGCCAAACUAGCAACAUGGGAGCAGUGAAACAGCAUGUUGAAAUUGCCUUGCAGAACCUCCUCAGGGUCACCAACCAUGCACACGCUACCAUCCACCAGCUCGUCUUUGGAGCUGAGACGUUGGCGCUUGUUGCUGACCUCCUUAAAUCUGUAGGCAGGAUGUCUGAAGUUGAAGAGGAAGUGAUAAAAGAAACUUAGGGAGCUCUCUUGCCUGCAAGUGCAGUGCUCCUGUGGUACCUUUUGAAGCUUAAAGAAUUUGCUCUCGUAACGCUGAGGCAUUCCAUGGCUCCAAAUAAGCGACCUCUCUCUUUCCCCCAGAAGUACUUUUAUUACAUAAUGGAAAAUUAAUUUCAUAUACUCAUGACUUGAAUACUCUGUUUCAAAGCUUAACUUAUAAGAGGUAACAGUGUUCAGGUCCCAUGGACACCUGCAGACCUUAGUUUAGUUUUUUUUAAGACUCAGGCUUUGAGCCAAGCUAAUGUGGAACACCGGAUUGACGCUUGUGUGCUUGUAGCAGCCACACGGAAUGGGGGAGAUGAUUCAGAUUGGAACAGUGGCCUGGUGGGGAGGAGAAUUCAGAUCCUCCCCACCUCACCAGCCAGGACUGCUAUUUGUACACAGCUCUGAGUACAUCCUCAAUCUUAAGGAUGUUUUCAGAUGAGAUGGGAGCCACUGUCAUGUUAUUUAUGUAAACGUCUAAGCCCUGCUGGUGUAGGGCAAUGGGAAAAGAGCCUUUGUAAAGCAGAUAAACAUGCCGCCUAAUGC
Podarcis lilfordi (Lilford's wall lizard) is the source of this 1892-nucleotide messenger RNA. Lineage: Eukaryota; Metazoa; Chordata; Lepidosauria; Squamata; Lacertidae. The record is from the annotation of a GenBank genome assembly.